AUAAAUAUGUAAAUACAGUAUAGCCGAGAGAAGCGGAAUCUUUCUUACUUUUGCGGAUGACAUUUCGCCAUAUGACUGAAAGAGUCGUAAAAUUUCACUAUUCAAUGUAAUCUUGUGGAUUUACGUAUCGUCGAACGAAAUGACGUGAGCGGCUCCACAAAAACUUUAUAACGUAUUUAACCGGUUGCACGGAUAUGUGUUCGGUUGUCACUGGUGAGAAAGAGAGAGAAAGAAAGAUGUUAUGUUUAUAUCCCGACAAGCAGAACGUAGUAGGAGACGUUUGUGAAGUUUGAAUCUACGAGAGAAUGGAAUGCAACGAACGAAAACGUCAAUAUACUAUUUAACACCAUGCCGCGACAAGCUUACACCACGUGUCCUGAUAUUUCGCUGGACGAUGUUAAAACUGUAGGCACUGUCAUGGACACAGAUGUGGAACUUGGCAAAAGUGAAGGGUGCGAUACUAUCCCGGGCUGCUCUGGUUACUCUAGCAUGGUGCAUAGUAAGAAAGUCAUUAAACAUGCGUUACGACAACAGGCCAAACGACGUAGAAAGAACACAACAAUAGCGGCAGGCAAUUCUCGUACAUUACCUAGGAUUGUUGUCAAGCCGUUACCUCCACCUCCACCAAACGAUCCACCAUCUCCAGUUAAUAAUGUGCAACACAUCAACACUGCAGUGGAAGAACCUGCUGCCACAAUGAGAGAAGUUUUGGCUAGUUUACCUGGAUUUAGCUUAAAAUCAGGUCGCAGACGAUCUACAAAAAGAUUAUCAGCGACAGCACAAUUAGAAGCUGGUCUUGUAGAUUUGGAAUCUCCAGCAAGCAUAUUAGCAAGUACGAGUUUACGAGCUCUAUUAAAUAGGCAUACUUUUCAAGGCUUACCUCCAUUGUAUCAACGGAAGCUCGCACAACUUUUACCUGCUGUAGAUAGACAGGAUGCUGCUAUCUCUGGAUUGAAUAAUGAAUUCUUUGCGAGAGCUUGUCUAGAAUGGCGGAAACGUUUAGCAGAAGGAGAAUUUACUCCGGAAAAUCAACAGCGUCUGAAAAUGGAAGCAGAGCGCGAUAAAAAUAAGCUAGACCCAUGGAAAGUGAAACACUUCGAGCCAAUAUGGGGAGAGAAACGAGAGCCUAAACUCAAAUCGAGUCUUCAUUAUAUUAGCGAGUCACGUUCUAGUGGUGCGGUAACACGUUCAAGUUUAAGACUUCGCCUGGAAUCCAAUAUUGAUAUUCCUGUGUCAGAACAUACGGUAUGUCCCAUCGUAAUGGCAGAAGGUAAGAGUGAUACCAAUUGCAAGGCCGAAAUCAACAUAAAAAGUUCGGACGAUAUAACCAACUCCGAAGGAGUGCAACAAAAUUUAAUGCCUUUGGAUUAUAAUGCGUUGCCGGAAAAUUUGACCGAUGAGAAACACCUGGACAAUUCUGCACAUAUGAAUUCUGUAAAAGUAACAGAAGAUAUCCAAAUGCACGAGAGCAAAACAGAGGAAACUGAUAAAGUUAUUGAUAUACGCAAUAAACAAGAUUUAAUUGAAGCCAAUGACCUUACGAGACAAAUUUGUCAACAAGAAAGCAUUUCAAAUGUUUAUGAAGAAGAAACAGAUUUUCCUUCUAGCGAUAAAAGCUUACAGCCUAUAGAAGCUAAUAUUAUUGAAGCGUCAGAAGAAGACACUGUGCUAUUACCUGACGAUAACUCAUCACCUAGAUCCAGCGAACAGAUAGAACGUGCGUCUCACACAUCUGGGGAAUCGAUUUCGCAGUUAUCUAACGAGUAUAUAUCGCAGACAUCUAUAGAUCAAAUUCCGCAAAUCGCGAAGGAGCAGAUGUCUCAGAUGUCUAAUGACCAAAUUUAUCAAAUAUCCGAUUGUGAGACCACGAGUAUCCUCGAAACUUCGUCGCCACAAGAUCAAGUUAGGCCAACGGACAUUGUUAUUGAGGAUACCAGUUUGAUUAAUACCAAUCAGACCGAAGCGACUCAAGGUUCACAUGAGAAUCCAGCGGAUAGUGAAUCGCAGAUUCCAGAAGGAAUGGAGAUCGAUAGCGAGACUUUGCAACGUAUUCAUGAACUCGAGGUACGAGGAGAAAUGCGGGAAAUGUACGAAGAGAUUUCGGGAUGCCCGGAAGAGAUAAUAUACCCCAUUUUGGAAGGAAUGGAAAUGGCAUCAACUAAUACGGAAGUAACUGAACCUCAAGUAGUAUCUGGACAGACUGAAGAUACCAGGGCAACGGACGUACAUGCUGGUAAUGAGGAUGAAGCCCUCCGAGAAGCAAACAAUUACGUUUGUUCCGAAAUGUUAGAAUGCAGCUGGACAGUGGAUCCGACUGUUAAUAGUAUCAGCAAUAAUAACAACAACAAUAGGACGCAAGAGGAACUACAAGUUCCUUGGCCUCUGGUAGCAGCUGCACUUGACGGAUCCGUAGCAGCUAAUAUUACAGUGACAACGCAGGAUGAAUGUAGCGAAACGUCUACAACGACUGACUCUACGACUCCUUCGCAGCAAUUUAUUAACACUGACGCCAACGUGGAGCCCGUCAACUGUAUUCAAUUGCCAGUUGUUCAAGGCGCCGCGUUUCAAGCGGAUGGUUUAGCCAUCAAUACGCCUGGAAACGGUUGCAUGAUGAAGAGCUUGCAAAGCUCGCAAAGCCCGCCGAUUAUCGCGUUCCCGCCGUUGCAGUCCAUCAGAUUCGUGCAAACCAACUUUCAUCCGCAGGAACAGGAAUCAACGCCCACGUUGAAUACCUCGUCCGCAAUUUCGGCGGCUCAAUUACAGCCACAACCGAGCACCACUGCGCAAGUUAACAUGAUUCGGACGCAGGAUACUAUCGCUCAAGUGAACACGCCGAACGGCAAUAGUGCCCAUAAUAACGUUCAGAACAUCAUCGCGACGCAAGGCCAAGUACAAAAUGCUCUCUCGACUACGUUGGGAGUGCAGUCUCAAAAUCGGGCGCAGAAUGCAAUUGUUAUUCAACACCAGCCUGCUGCCUCUGCUCAGCCCCGACCAAUUGCAUCCGCUGUGCAUCAGCAACCACAACCACAACCACAACAACAGCAACAACAGCAGCAGCAGCAACAACAGCAAUAUGGACCAGCUGGACCAUCCGUGACCGUCUCUUCACGAUCUUCACGUAUAUCUAAUCAAGGCAGCCAGAGGGGCUCCAGAAACAGUAACAAGGAACAAGGAGGAAGAUCAAGAAGCUCUACGAAAGAACCGCCGGGUGCUGUCAAUUUGGAGCGUAGCUAUCAGAUAUGUCAAGCGGUCAUACAAAGUUCACCGAAUAGAGAUCAAUUGAAAGCUCAUUUAAAACCGCCACCCAGCUUGCUCGCCAGAGGAGAUGGUGCAUUCACGACAAACAAGUCUGGCGGACGUACGGUAACGACGGUGAAACCUCAAAAAACGCAGCAAGCGAUACAACAUAACAAACAAGUCCAAAACAAAACACAGACGGUUAUGCUGAGACAUGUGUUCGCUACAGCGCGUCAAGCUGCAUCAACGGAGGUUGCAGAAAAUGCUCCUAUAGCGCAACUCGGAUCUACCACUGGUAACGGUCUUGGGCAAUACAUACUUGUACAAAGGACGGGAGUCGGAGAUGGUGCUCCGAGAGCGUCGUCUGCUCCUCCAUUACCUCCGCAAAUCGCAGGGAUGGGUGUCGGAGUACAUUUGGUGCGUGGACGACCGGCGAGUGCCGGGGAAGGCUCUCAUCAAGCUGUCACGUUGAAAGCAAGAGGCGCGGAUAGCAGAGUGACGGGUGGCGCGGAACCCGGUGCACCCGGUAUGAUAAUCGGAGGUGAUCCACCACCCCCAUGCGAAUGUAAUAUGCGAGGAGCUAUGGUAAUUUGUCGGCAGUGUGGUGCCUUUUGCCACGAUGACUGCAUCGGGCCUCAACGUAUCUGUGCUACCUGCCUCAUACGUUAAUAAUUCUUUACCAACUGUUCGUGUAUAAAUUUAAACCCGUUACGAGAUAAGAGUGCUGAACAUUUGGUUAUAAAUUAAUAAUUAAAUCCAGUGUUAAAAAUUAACGCGCAAGAAAUGCCGAAUAAAGAAACUUUUCGUGCAACACGUCACAUCCGAAUAAUUUGAAUGAACAAAAUUGUAUUAUAUUAAUAUAACUGUCUCAUUAAUCCAGUCAGAGGGAUAAAAUGAAUGUUUCUGAUGCACUAAGAUUAAUUGAGAUUAAACGGUGGUUAAUAAAAAAAGAAGAUUUUAUACAUAAACUCUCUUAUCUCUAAUGCAUUCUCAUGCUCCUGCUACGUUUUAAGAUAGUCGCACCAGAUCCCGAGUUUUAUUACUUUAUAA
Molecule: messenger RNA, 4287 nt
Organism: Harpegnathos saltator (Jerdon's jumping ant)
Lineage: Eukaryota; Metazoa; Arthropoda; Insecta; Hymenoptera; Formicidae
Gene: Asx
Product: transcriptional regulator additional sex combs
Exons: 7
Coding region: 349-3906 (1185 amino acids)
Biological process (GO): positive regulation of transcription by RNA polymerase II; animal organ morphogenesis
Cellular component (GO): PR-DUB complex
Molecular function (GO): chromatin binding; DNA binding
Source: RefSeq, a predicted model, not a curated record